AUGUUGGAAGGACUUGCGGCCGGCCUACUCAACCGCUUCCUGGGCAUGUACGUCCAGAACUUUGAUCCAACACAGCUCAAAGUAGGCAUCUGGUCCGGCGAUGUCAAGCUGCGCAACCUUGAGCUCCGCCGCGAAGCCCUCGACCAGCUCAAGCUGCCAAUCAACGUCGUCGAGGGCCACCUCGGCGAGCUUACCCUCGCCAUCCCUUGGUCCAACCUGCGCGGCGCCCCGGUCAAGGUCCUCAUCGAGGAUGUCUUCCUGCUUGCCAGCCCCAAGGAGGAGGCCGAAUACGACGAGGACGAAGAGGAACGGAGGGGACAGCGGCUCAAGAUGGAGAAGCUCGACAGCGCCGAGCUGCUCAAGGAGAAAAACAGAGAAGGCAUGAGCCAGGAGGAGCAGCAGAAGAACCAAAGCUUCACCCAAAGCCUCGUCACCAAGAUUAUCGACAACCUUCAAGUCACUGUCAAGAACAUCCACGUCCGAUACGAGGACUCCAUCUCGGCUCCCGGCCACCCAUUUGCCUUGGGCCUGACGCUCGAGGAAUUCUCCGCCGUCAGCACCGAUGGCCAAUGGAAGCCGACCUUCAUCCAGCACUCAACGUCCGUCACGCAUAAGCUGGCCACCUUGGGCGCGCUGGCCGUGUACUGGAACACAGAUACCGAACUCUUCGGGAGCGGUCGCGAGGCUGCGCCAUCCUCCCCCGAGCUCAUAUCUCAUGAAGACAUGAUAGCCAAGUUCAGGAGUCUAAUCAGCAGGACCAGCGCCUCCUCCUCCAACCACCAGUUCAUUCUGAAACCCGUCAGUGGACAGGCCAAGAUCGAGCUCAGCAAGUCCGGCGACAUCCGCGUACCAAGGUUCAAGGCAAACCUACUGUUUGAGGAAAUCGGUCUGGUGCUCGACGAUGACCAGUAUCGCGACGCGUUGAUGAUGGUGGACCUGUUUCACUACUUCAUCCGGCACCAGGAAUACAAGGCGCUCAAGCCCAAGGGCGUCCGCCCGGACCAAGAUCCCCGCGCUUGGUUCCAAUUCGCAGGCAAUGCCGUGCUGGGUGAGAUUCACGAAAGGAACCAAAAGUGGACCUGGGACUACUUCAGGGAGCGGCGCGACGACCGAAUUCGAUACAUUCAACUCUUCAAAAAGCAGAAGCAGGAGCAGCAGCUGUCUGCGACGGAAAACGAAGAUCUUGCGAGGCUCGAGUGGAAACUGAACUACGAGGACUUGCGGUUCUGGCGAUCCCUGGCUCGCAAUCAGCUCAAGAAGGAAAACGCCGAGGCGUUGAAGAAGCAGACGCAGCAGCACGAGGAGCAGGGUUGGCUGGCGUGGAUGUGGGGCUCCAAACCCCAGGGCAAGAUUGAGAAGAAUGAAGAGAACACGCAGAUGACUGAGGAACAGCGAAAGGAGCUGUAUGACAUGAUUGACUGGGAUGAAAAGUCGGCCCUGGCCGAGUCGGUUGACGUUCCUCGCGAAGCCGUCAAGUUGUGCGUCGAGGCUUCCCUGAGCACCGGAAGCUUUACGCUCAAGCAGAGCCCCCAUGGAAAGGCAAGAGACCUCCUGAGCUUGCACUUUGACGUUUUCAAGGCCAAGGCCCUGCAGCGAAAGGACUCAUUGCUUGCCAACGUGAGCCUUGGAGGAUUGCGAGUCAACGACGGCACCACACCCAACAGUCUAUAUCCCGAGAUUGUGCGGGUCAAAGAUGCCCCCGGGAAAGACGGGCGCAAACGAUUGUCCUUGCUCGAGCUGGAAAACAGCAGUGACGAACCCUUUUUCCAGUUCGAGGUCGAGAAGAACCCCAUUGAGCGCGAGGGCGACAUCGCAGUUGUCGGCAAGCUUAAACCUCUCGAAAUAGUCUGGAACCCCAACUUCGUCGUCGGCAUCGUCGACUUUUUCAGGCCCCCCGAGAGACACAUGGAGUCCAUCACUGCAUUGAUGGAGAGUGCUGGUGCCACCGUCGAGGGCUUCAGGGAGCAGACCCGCGCUGGGCUGGAGUUUGCGCUGGAGGAGCACAGAACCGUCAAUGCCAAGCUGGAUCUGCAAGCGCCGCUCAUCAUAGUUCCCGUCAGCAUCACCACAAGAGAAUCUACCUGCAUUAUUGUCGACGCGGGCCAUAUCCAUGUCAACAGCCAGCUGGUGGACCAGGACACCAUGAAGGAGAUUCAGUCGAAGCAGCGACAGUCAUACAGUGACGAGGACUUCAAGCGGUUGGAGUCGGUCAUGUACGACAAGUUCAUCGUCAAGCUCACCUCCACCCAGGUUCUCAUUGGGCCUUCCAUCGAGGAGACAAAGGCGCAGCUGACAGUGAAGGGCGAGGGCUCUUCGCUGCACGUUGUCGAGCAGAUCAACGUCGACUUUGUCGUGGAGACUUCAAUCUUGCCCAAAGCCCCCAAUCUGACCAAGUUCCGGGUAUCUGGCCAUUUGCCGAUGCUGCAUGCCACGGUAUCCGACUCCAAAUACAAGAACUUGAUGAGGAUCAUCGACGUGGCCAUACCCAAGAUCGGACAAGAGGAACAGCCUGAAGUUGCACCCCAAGAACGUCCCAGGCUGUCCCCGCGGCCACGCCUCGCUAGCAGCGCGUCGAAUAGGUCACGGCGGAAAUCUCAGCGCGAGCGUCGGCAGUCCUCGGCUUUUCCGUUCCUGCAGCCACAUACCGCCGUCAUUCUCAAUGACAUGGACGACGACGACGAUGACGACGACGACGACUUUGAGGAUGCCACGGACGGCGUGGACUCGCAGCAGCUCAAGAUACAGCAGCGGAACUUCGAGUUCAAGUUCAAGGUGGAUACUCUCAAGGGCUCGCUUUACCGGAGUGAUCCGGACAGGAAGAAGCCCGACGCCUUGUUGGUCGAACUGGUGGCUGAGCGAUUCGAUCUCGAAUUCUACACAAGACCCUACGACAUGGUCGCGGAAGUGUCGCUUGGGUCCGUGUUCGUGGAGGACUUUGUCGACGACCCACCGGGCGAGUUCAAGUCAAUCGUCUCGUCGGGAGACAGUGAAGACUUGCAAGCAGAACGGAGCCUUGUUCAUGUCAAGUACAUGAAGGUCAAGCGGCAGUCACCGGAAUUCAUGCCCGUGUACGAGGGAGUUGAAACAAACAUCGGCGCCUCCGUAUCAACCAUCAAUCUCGUUGUCACCAGAAAGACCCUCUUGACACUUCUUGACUUUAUCCUCACCACAUUCACCGACGGCAACGAUCAGGUCGAGGGCGAGAUUGCAGUCUCGCCACCAGCAACCCAAAACGCCAACGCAGGCUCCAUCAGGGUCAAAGUGGAUCUCAAGGGCAUCCGGCUCAUUUUGAACAAUGACGGCAUACGGCUGGCGACGCUCUCCUUUAGUCAUGCUAACGCUGGAAUUUUCCUGCGCGGAGGCACUAUGCGGAUUUCCGUCAAGCUCGGCGAUUUGUCUCUGGUUGACGAUGUGAAUCUGGGAGUGCCCAGGGACUCAAGUCUGCGCAAGCUCAUCACUAUUCAGGGCAACGAGCUCGCUGACUUCCGGUACGAGACGUUUGAUGCGAAUAACAAAAAGACAUACCAGGGCCACGACAGCUCAAUCUUCCUUCGGGCUGGGUCCGUCAAGGUCAACUUUGUUGAAGAGCCAUUCCGCAAAAUCAUCGACUUCUUGGUCAAGUUUGGCAAGAUGCAGGCUUUGUACAACGCCGCCCGCCAGGCUGCUGUGACUCGCGCAAAUCAGAUGCAGCAGAGUCCGAGCAAGAUCAAGUUUGAUGUCGUCGUGAAGACGCCCAUUGUCGUCUUCCCGCGUCUCAUGAUCCCUGGCCGACCCAAACGUGACCUCGUCACGGCCUACCUCGGUGAGAUUUACGCGCAGAACACGUUCGCUCCACUAGACGACGCGAAGAAUGCCGACAUUGCGAUGAAAAUUUCCGCUGGUAUAAGAAAUAUUCGACUCACGUCAGACCUUUACUACGAGGACGAGCGGUCGGAAGAGCUGGAGAUGAUAGACCACGUGGAUCUCGGAUUUAACAUCACCUACGCUGAGCACAAGAAUGGCGCAAAACGUCCAGACAUGGAAGUCGAGGGAUCUUUGUCGGACAUUAAGCUCAGACUGACGCAGCAUCAACUCAAGUUCCUGAUGGAAAUUUCCAAGUCGGUCCCCGCUGCAUUCGCUCGCGAGGGCGAUGGCGGUGACGAAGAAGCCGCGCGGCUCGUCGAUGAGGACACUCUGCAGCGUGCGAGAAGCAUUCCAGCAGACGAUGGCUCUAGUGACGCUGAGUUGGUCGACCUCUCUCCAGAGUUGAGGUCUGCAGAAAACACAUGGACGAAGCUCGACCUCCUGUUUCGUGUCGACACCGUGGGCCUCGAGCUCAUCAUGGCAAAAGACGAUGGGCCGGUCGGUGACUUAGCCGCGUCAAGCCUGUCGCGAUUCUCACUCGACGACACCAGGAUCAAGACUCGAAUGUUAUCCGACGGCUCCCUUGAAGCAGAGCUACUCAUUCGCUCCUUCACCAUCUACGACAGCCGUCCGAGGGAGACAAACAAGUUCCGCCGUAUCAUGACUUCCUCCAACAAGGAAGUCCAGCAGCUGAUGGCCAGCGUCACCAUGUCAGGCGGAAAGGAGCGCAGCAUGAUUGCAAUGGCCACAAUCGACAGCCCGCGCGUCAUCUUUGCGCUGGACUACUUGUUUGCCAUUCAGAAAUUCGCGACGGAGGGCUUGACAGUGGAGGAUGCCAGUCCGAUGGACGAUGAGAGUCUCGAUGAGACCCCUGACGACUCCGACGCCGACUCGAUGCAGGUCUCGUACACACACGCCAGGUCCGAGCGACCGAGGUCUCAGAUAUCUCGGCAGCGCGAUGAAUCAGGGUCCGACGAGACUCAGAAGCAGGAUGAUGAGCCUACGAUGAGCAUUGCUUAUCGGGUGAACCUCGUCGAUGCGCAAGUCAUCCUCAUCGCCGACCCUCUGAGUUCAAACUCCGAGGCGGUUGUCCUGGGCAUUCGACAGGUGCUUCUUUCUCAGCAGCACGCGCUUACGUUCCAAGUCUCCGAAAUAGGCAUGUUUCUGUGUGUCAUGGACAGGUUUGAGACGUCACGUCUCAGGAUCAUAGACGACUUUUCGAUUCAGUUGAAUAUGGACAGCUCCCAGCCAUCUCUGACAAAUAUCCACAUUGAGGUUGAGCCGCUGGUGCUGAGGCUUUCCUUGAGAGACAUCCUGUUGAUACUCCAGAUCGUCAGCAAAGCAGGCGAGCUCUCUGGGAAAGGGACAGAGGAGGCGGGGGAGACGGCUGCAGAGCAAAAAGCAAAGGAGUUGAGGAAUGCCGGCAUGAAGACCAGGACUGUAAGCGGCCGCGCACAAUCUGCCGCCGCAAGGACAAAGGCGACCGGCAACACAGCUGCCAGAACUCCCGCGACAUCGGCACAGAGCCAGCCUGCAGCCUCGCACAAGCACGAAGAGCUCUCUGCGACACUGCAGGGCAUGCGAAUCGUGUUGAUCGGGGACCUGCACGAACUGCCAAUUCUCGACAUUGGAGUCAAGGGUUUCACCGCCACUUCGGAGAACUGGUCGUCGAACCUGAAAGCGGAGGCGGCUAUCGACCUGUACUCGAAUGUUUACAACUUCUCAAAGUCGAGCUGGGAACCUCUUUUGGAGCCCUGGCAAGUGGGCUUUGGAGUAGCCAGGGAGCCCACCUCUGGGCUAAUGUCGGUCCACGUCGCCUCGAAAAAGACUUUUGAUGUGACCAUUACCACGGCAACGAUUGCAUUGGCGUCCAAGUCUUUCGACUUUUUGAUGACCAAGGAGGACAUUCUGGACAAGCCGCGCGGGGUCGACGCCCCAUACCGCAUCAAGAACUACACUGGCUUUGUGGCUAUACUGCAGUCAAAGAGCCCGACCAGCGAAGAGCCCAUUGCCAUGCGUCUCGACGACGGAGAAGAAGAACCGUGGAGCUUCGAGGAUUGGGAGAAGAUGCGAGAGAAUCUCAUGACGGAGUCCAGCCAGAACGACGUGGCAAUUAGGCUGGAAGGUAGCGGUUUCGAUGCCGUGAAACAGGUGCGGCUGAAUCGCGAAGGCGAGUCGCUAUACAGCCUGCGACCGAAGACCGACAACGUGCUACAUCGACUGUGUGUGGAUGUCCGCCUUGGCCCUGAUAACGUCAAGGAAGUCACGCUACGGUCGCCUUUGCUUGUCGAGAAUGCGACCCAGAUUCCCAUCGAGCUCGGCAUCUACGACGCGCAAGAAGGCCACCUCCUCAAGAUCGAGAAGAUUGCACCAGGUGACUCGCGACCGGCUCCCGUGGGUGCCGUUUUCGAAAAGAGAGCUCUCGUGCGGGACGCCAGUGAUCCAUUCUACUUCCAGGCUCACGCCGAGUUUGACAAGUCCGAUCCAUUGUUCAAGGUUUACCCUCGCAUGAAGAUCAAGCUCUCGGCCCCGGUCACUCUCGAAAACCUUUUGCCGUACGACUUUAAGUACAGAAUCUACGACAAGAACACCAAGAAGGACUGGUCGAACUUUCUGCGCAAAGGCGGCGUGAGCCCUGUCCACGUGGUGGAGCUCUCCCACCUUCUGCUGCUGAGCAUUGACAUGCAAGACACCGUGUUCAAGCCGAGCGACUUUUCCAUCAUCAAUCCUGGCAAUGGCGAGGACUUCCGCAAGGAGAAUCGCCUGGUGCUGAAAGACGACCAAGGGCUGACAUUGAAUCUGAGCCUUCACUACUUCAAGAUUCCCAACAGCGGCGGCGCUUUCAAGAUCACUGUUUACAGCCCGUAUGUCAUCCUGAACAAGACUGGACUCGACAUGAGGAUUCGGGCCAAGAGCUUCCUGCAGCAGGCCAAGGCGGCUGCCGGCCAGUUCCCUCCGGUCCAUACCUCGGAACAAGAGCGGCCGAAGGCUCUGCCCUUUAUGUUUUCCUUUGGGAACGAUGAUCAUCGAAACCGAGCUCUGCUGAAGGUGGACGAGUCGGAGUGGAGCAAGCCGCAGAGCUUCGAUGCCGUCGGGAGCACUUCAGAGGUCAAACUGAACUCAUCCUCGAAACAGAAAGAGAUUCACCUAGGCAUCACGGUCAAUUCUGGAGACGGCAAGUACAAGAUGACCAAGGUCGUCACGCUCGCUCCACGGUUCGUGUUAGAGAACAAGCUGGGUGAGGAGAUUUUUGUACGAGAGUCUAGUUCCUCGGGGUACAUGACUCUCAAGCCCGGAGCACUGCAGCCCCUGCAUUUCAUGCAGAAGUCUGUGGUCAAGCAGCUUUGCCUGUGCUACCCAGGCGUCGACAAUCACUGGACAUCGCCGUUCAACAUUGCCGACGUUGGGACGACGCACGUCAAGAUGGCCAAGGCCGGCCAGCGCCAGCGCCUUGUCAGGGUGGAAAUUCUCAUCGAAGAGUCGACCAUCUUCUUGCAUAUGAGUGUGGAAACCAAGAACUGGCCAUACUCGAUGCGCAACGAGAGCGACACCGAGUUUACAUUCUACCAGGCAAACCCGAACAUUGAAGACGACGAUGUUGUAGACCGCAGCGGGUGGAAGCCCAUUCGCUAUCGCCUGCCCCCGAGGAGCAUCAUGCCCUACGCGUGGGACUUUCCGGCCGCCAAGUUCCGCGAGGUAGUCAUUUCUACGAACAACAAGGAACGACACGUCCAGUUGGCAGAAAUUGGCAACCAGAUUCCCAUGAAGUUUGUGACGCAGGGUGGCCAGCAGAAGAUUAUUGACAUUAACGUUGCCGCCGACGGCCCCACGCAGACCCUCAUUCUCAGUAACUUCCGGGCGAGCAAGAGCAUGUAUAAGCCCAGAACCUUGUCCAGGACGAGCACCGGCCUCGAGGCGUUUGAAGUCAAGGAUCAUGGAACGGGGGCGACAUUCCUGGCGCAACUCAAGCUGUCUGGCAUUGGCAUAUCGCUGAUCAACGCCCAGCUCAAGGAACUGGCCUACAUCACCUUCCGAGACGUGCAGCUGCGGUUCAGCGACUCGCCGAUGAUCCAGACGGUCUCUCUGGCGGUGAAGUGGAUGCAGAUUGACAAUCAGCUGUACGGAGGUAUCUUCCCCAUGAUUCUGUACCCGAGCGUGGUGCCCAAGAGGGCGAACGAGGUCGACGCCCAUCCCUCGCUGCAUGCCAUGGUCAGCCGGGUCAAGGAUGAUUCGUACGGGGUGCUCUACAUCAAGUAUGCGACCAUUUUACUGCAGCAGAUGACGGUGGAUCUGGACGAGGACUUUGUCUUUGCUCUGCUGGACUUUUCGGACAUUCCCGGGGCCAGCUGGACGGCAGUGGAGGUGGAGGGCAAGCUGUGCGACGAGGACCUGGACAUUCCCGAGCCGUCGCAGCAGCAGUCUGGGCAGGAUAUUUACUUUGAGGUGCUGAACAUCCAGCCGAUGCAGCUCGACCUGAGCUUUAUGAGGACCGAGCGCGUCAACGCCGAGGACAAGACAUCGACGCACAACCCCAUCAUGUUCUUCCUCAACGUCAUGACGAUGGCGAUUGGCAACGUCAACGACGCGCCCAUACGGUUCAACGCCCUGAUGCUGGAAAAUGUGCGAGUCUCGACCCCGGUGCUGAUCCAGAACAUCUCGAACCACUACAGCCAGGAGGUGAUGUAUCAGAUUCACAAGAUCCUGGGCUCCGCCGACUUCCUCGGCAACCCGGUCGGCCUCUUCGGCAACAUCUCCUCGGGAGUGACGGACAUUUUUUACGAGCCAUACCAGGGACUCAUUCUCUCGGAUAAGCCAGAGGAGUUUGGCAUCGGCAUUGCCCGAGGCGCGGCAUCCUUUGCCAAGAAGACGGUCUUUGGCUUCAGCGACAGCUUCUCCAAGUUCACCGGUAGCCUGAGCAAGGGACUGGCGGCGGCUUCGCUGGAUAAGCAGUUCCAAGACAGGCGACGCAUCACGAGGGCGCGAAACAGGCCAAAACACGCGCUCUACGGCGUCACGGCGGGCGCAAACUCACUAUUUACGAGCGUCGCAUCUGGCGUGGGAGGUCUGGCACGCAAGCCGCUGGAGGGCGCCGAGCAGGAGGGAGCUCUCGGGUUCUUCAAGGGGGUGGGCAAAGGUGUGUUGGGACUGGCGACGAAGCCGGCCGUGGGCGUGCUCGACAUGGCAAGCAACGUCAGCGAGGGCAUCCGCAACACGACGACGGUAUUUGACGGGACGGAACUCGACCGCAGCAGGUUUCCGCGAUUCAUCCCCACGGACGGCAUCGUGCGGCCGUACAACCCGCGGGAGGCGCUAGGUCAGUACUGGCUGAAGCAGGUGGACAAUGGCAAGUACUUUGACGAGCAGUACAUUGGCCACCUCGAGCUCCCCAAGGAAGACAUGGUGGUCAUGGUGACCUUUGCGCGGAUCCUGUUGAUCCGGUCGAAGCGGCUGACGAGCGAGUGGGACGUGCCGCUCAAGGACGUGCAGACGAUUGCCAAGGAACGGACGGGUAUGAGCCUGACGCUUAGGGGAGGGACGAACGGGCCGUUUAUCCCGGUUGGGGGAGGCAGCGAGAGGAGUUUUCUCUACAAGAUGAUUGGGGUGGCGGUGGAGGAGUUUAACCGGCGGUAUCGGGGCGGAGAGUGA
Messenger RNA from Hirsutella rhossiliensis, 9489 nucleotides. RefSeq names its product SHR-binding domain of vacuolar-sorting associated protein. NCBI's taxonomy places the organism in Eukaryota, Fungi, Ascomycota, Sordariomycetes, Hypocreales, Ophiocordycipitaceae. Gene Ontology annotation, biological process: mitochondrion organization; protein retention in Golgi apparatus; late endosome to vacuole transport. Gene Ontology annotation, cellular component: extrinsic component of membrane. The transcript has 4 exons. The coding region runs from base 1 to 9489 and encodes 3162 amino acids. The record is from RefSeq and is a predicted model, not a curated record.